AUGAACCUCUUCUUUGGUAAGGCAAAAUCGAAAACUACAGCAAAGGAUGCCAUCUACAAACUGCGUGAGACUCUGGGCAUGUUGGAGAAGAGACAGACCUUUUUAGAGACAAAAGCCGAGAACGAGCUAAAGAUUGCCAAGGCAAAUGCUACAAAGAACAAGAGAGCCGCUUUGAUGGCUCUGAAAAGAAAAAAGACUUACGAAGCUAAUAUCGAAAAGAUCAAUGGUGCUCGUAUGACCAUUGAAACCCAAAUGAUGGCCAUUGAGAAUGCCAAUGUUAAUUUGGAGACGAUGGGUGCUAUGCGUGCAGGUGCUGAAGCCAUGAAGAAUAUACACGGCUCCAUGGACAUUGAUAAGGUUGAUGCCACCAUGGAUGAUAUUCGUGACCAAAUGGAUGUUGCAAACGAAAUUUCAGAGGCUAUUUCUCGACCUGUGAAUGUGGGUGAUGAGUUGGAUGAGGAUGAUUUGUUGAAUGAGUUGGAGGAAUUAGAACAAGAAGAGUUGGAUGCCAAGAUGUUGGAGACGCCUUCACCGGUUGUAUCUGCACCCAAUGUGCCUACCCGUGUGCCUAUUCAUAAUGUCACAGUAGAGGAAGAUGACGAGGAGGCUGAACUUCGAGCACUCAAAGCAAGUAUUGCCAUGUAA
Mucor velutinosus is the source of this 645-nucleotide messenger RNA. Its product is annotated as 2-Hacid_dh_C domain-containing protein. The record is from RefSeq and is a predicted model, not a curated record. Gene Ontology annotation, biological process: vesicle budding from membrane; late endosome to vacuole transport via multivesicular body sorting pathway. The coding region runs from base 1 to 645 and encodes 214 amino acids. Gene Ontology annotation, cellular component: cytoplasmic side of plasma membrane; ESCRT III complex; multivesicular body. Lineage: Eukaryota; Fungi; Mucoromycota; Mucoromycetes; Mucorales; Mucoraceae. The transcript is spliced from 5 exons.